AUGAGAAAUUUGGAACGACAAUUGGGACAACUUGCCAGUGCCCAAAAUACUCGACUGGUUGGAGCUCUUCCAAGAGACACUGAGGCUAAUCCUAAGCCGGCCACUAUAGAGUCAGAAUCAGAAAAAUCAAAGGAGUCGGAGAAGCCAGCUGAAGAGGCGGUGGCUAAGCAACCCCCGCCAUUAGUUGCGAGGCCACCACCCUUGUUCCCUCAAAGAUUGCAGAAAGUGAAGGAUAAUGCUGCGCGCUUGACCGAAUUUGAGAAUGUGGCACUCACUGAGGAGUGUAGCUCAAGAAUCCAAAGCAAGCUACCUCAGAAAUUGAAGGAUCCGGGUAGUUUCACUAUCCAAAUCUCGAUUGGUAAGCAUGCAGUCGGGCGAGCUUUGUGUGAUCUUGGAGCGAGCAUCAAUUUGAUGCCGCUAUCUAUGCUCAAACAAUUGGGUUUGGGUGAGACACGCCCAACGAUGGUAAUCUUAGAGUUGGCUGAUCGCUCCCUUGCUUACCUUGAAGGAGUGAUUGAAGAUGUGUUAGUCCAAGUGGGUAUUUUCAUAUUCCCAGCUGAUUUCAUUAUCUUGGACUACGAGCUUGAUCAGGAAGUCCCAUUUAUUUUGGGGCGUCCAUUAUUAGCCACAGGCCGAGCUAUUAUUGAUGUAUGCGAAGGAAAGAUGACGAAGAGAGUAGGUGAUAGCGUUGAGGUAUUCAACGUGUAUAAAGCACUCAGAUUGCCAGCCCACUAUGAAGACCUAUCCAUGAUUUCUGUGGUAGAAAGUGAUGCUACGUCAUUAGUGUCUUAUAUGAGCCCCAUAGAUCCUCUUGAACGAGUUUUGAUUGGGGAUGAAGAAGACAGUGAAGAUGAGAUGAUGGGAGAAAUUGAGCAAGUACUUGACAUGUCUUGCAGUUAUGUCCAUGGGUUUGGGAGAUUUGAGGAGUUGGAUAGGCCUGUCACUCUGACCCCUCCUAAGCUAUCUAUUGAAGAAGCUCCAAAGCUAGAACUAAAGCCCUUUCCGGUGCACCUACGCUAUGCUUAUUUGGGGAACUCUAAGACAUUGCUAGUGAUUAUCUCAUCCAGCUUGACUAAUGUACAAGAAGAAAAAUUGCUCAGAGUACUUCGCGAGCAUAAAAAGGCUAUUGGGUGGACAAUUGCUGACAUCAAGGGAAUCAGUCCAUUGUUUGCAUGCAUAAAAUCUUUCUGUAAGAUGGACAUUGCCCCACAACUGGGUAAGCCCAGUGCAGUGUAUGCCCAAAAAGGGGGGAUAACUGUGGUAGAGAAUGAGAGAAGUGAGCUAAUUCCUACUCACACUGUGAUGGGGUGGAAAGUUUGCAUUGAUUAUAGAAGGCUCAACAAAGCAACCUGCAAGGACCACUUCCCACUUCCAUUCAUUAACCAAAUGUUAGAUAGGUUAGCGGGGCAUGAAUAUUAUUGCUUUCUUGAUGGUUGUUCGGGGUACAACCAGAUUGUCAUAUGCCUAGAGGAUCAGGAGAAGACCAUAAGAGCACUUUUACUUGUCCUUAUGGCAUUUUCACUUUCAAGAGAAGGCAUCGUGUUAGGUCAUAGAGUGUCUAGAAGCGGCAUUGAAGUUGAUAAGGCGAAGGUGGAGUUGCUUGAAAAAGAUGUAACUUUCAAUUUUGAUGACGCCUACUUUAAGGCAUUUGAAGAGCUAAAAAAGAAGUUGGUGGCUACCCCUAUUAUUGCGGCACCAGAUUGGUCCCUACCAUUUAAACUUAUGUGUGAUGCAAGUGACCAUGCUAUUGGGGCAGUGUUAGGCCAGAGGAGGGACAAGGGAUUUUAUUUCAUCUAUUAUGUGAGUAAGACUCUUAAUGAUGCACAGCUGAAUUACACCACCACUGAAAAUGAGUUGUUAGCCGUUGUGUGGGCCUUUGAGAAAUUUCGGGCAUACUUGGUGGAAACAAAAGUCAUAGUCCAUACCGAUCAUGCAGCAAUCAGGUGUGGAAAUUCCAUCGCACAUGCGGUCCAAACACGCACAUGCGCUUCACAAUCCGCUUCUGCGACCACAGGUGCAGGAACUUCAUCGCACAUGCGCCUUCUUCCCAGCUCCUCAAAUAUAGCAUCUGCGAUCUCCCACUCGCUUCUGCGGGAUCGCACCUGCGAUGAGACAUUCGUAGGUGCGAUUAUGAUAGCUGAGUUCAACUUCAGCAAUCUCCCAAUUUCGAAACUUGAAUUUGAUGUAGUACGAGAUCAAAAGGGCAGAGAGAACCAAGUAGCUGACCAUUUACCAAGGCUGGAAAAUCAUAACCACGUGGAGGAGGGUGGAGAAAUUGAAGAGGCAUUUCCUGAUGAGCAGCUAUUUGCUAUCACCCAAGACCCUUUCCCAUGGUACAUAGACUAUGUGAACUAUAUUGUGGGUGGGGUACUUCCUCCUGAAAUUGAAUCUGAAGCUAGAAAGAGGUUUUUACAUGAUGUGAACUUCUACUACUGGGAUGAGUCAUACUUGUUCAAGCACUGUGCUGAUCGGCUGAUGAGGAGAUGCAUUCCAGAAAAGGAGGUGCAAUUAGUGUUGUAUGAUUUUCAUGCAUCACCUUAUGGCGGCCAUCAUCGAGGCGAUAGAAUAGCUGCAAAGGUAUUACAAUCCGGUUUCUUUUGGCCAACAUUAUUCAAGGAUUCCGAUGCAUUUGUUAAGAAGUGUGAUCAGUGUCAAAGAACAGGAACAAUCACUAAGAGGCAUGAGAUGUAUUUGAAUAACAUCAUGGAGGUCAAGAUUUUUGAUGUGUGGGGGAUAGAUUUUAUGGGACCAUUCCCAUUGUCCAGAGGAAACAAAUACAUCUUGCUAGCAGUUGACUACGUGUCAAAAUGGGUAGAGGUGAUCACACUGCCAACAAAUGAUGCCAUGGUGGUAGCUGUGUUUGUGAAAAAGAACAUAUUCUCGAGGUUUGGGACUCCACGUGCCUUGAUUAGUGAUGAAGGUACACAUUUUUGCAAUCAGUUGUUGAAUAACCUUCUAGUUAAAUAUGGACUCCGCGAUAGAGUUGCUACGACAUAUCAUCCUCAAACAAGUGGACAAGCUGAUGUGUCUAACAGAGAAACAAAGCAAAUCGUAGAGAAGACGGUGAGUGUGAAUAGGAAGGAUUGGGCUGCAAAGUUAGAUGAUGCCUUGUGGGCAUAUAGAACUACAUACAGAACUCCAAUUGGGGCGUCGCCGUAUAAGCUUGUUUAUGGGAACCUGUUGAACUUUAACGCAAAGCGUACUGGGCUAUUAAAAAGUUGA
This is a messenger RNA of Nicotiana attenuata, 3222 nucleotides long. RefSeq lists its product as uncharacterized. Bases 1 to 3222 code for a protein of 1073 amino acids. Gene Ontology annotation, biological process: DNA integration. The record is from RefSeq and is a predicted model, not a curated record. Gene Ontology annotation, molecular function: nucleic acid binding. Lineage: Eukaryota; Viridiplantae; Streptophyta; Magnoliopsida; Solanales; Solanaceae. The transcript has 8 exons.